AAUUCGCCGACGUCAAAUAACAGCCUGGCCAAUGACGCAGUGCAUUUUGGAAUUUCCGACUCUUGGCCGUCAGGGCCCAUCCCCAGCACACCUAGACUUGUCUCAACCACAAACUCCUUGAACAUGAGCUCUCGAGCAACAUGGCGACUCUGUGGGCGUAGUCAGAACACACGCCAUUGGCCACUCCUGGCGACAGUAUCCUCUACACAAUCGCCAGCUUUGCUACGGAUACAGUCACGUCCCAUCCACAAUGACGGUCCAAAGAGCUUGAAUCCGCUGGUCAACCCACCCGAUGUCACGCGACCACCACCGCUGACGCUGCCUCGACGCCGAGACUUUGAGUCGCCGAUAAAAUACUACUUCGAGCUGGGAAAGGGAUAUCUAAAAUUCUACAAAGGGGGCAUAAAAAAUGUCUGGACGAGCCGACGUCUCCUCCGCGAGAAGCUUCAGCGAACUCCAGUCGAUGACCGGCCAUCGAUAUUUAGACCGCACUAUGUCCCAAAGACGUUUUCCAGAGCAGACUGGGUUCUUCUCUGGAGGGUACGGCAUGAUAUGAUCAGACUUCCUCUGUUCGGGCUUAUGUUGAUUGUCAUUGGGGAAUUCACUGUCCUGGUUGUUGCCUACGUCGACAGUGUAGUGCCGUACCCUUGCAGGAUACCAACGCAGAUCUUCACGGCGCUUGAAAAGGCUGAGCAACGUCGCAAGGCUGCUUUCGAUGAGUUGGAAGCGAGACAUCCUAAUGGUGUCCUUAGCCCGCGCGUCACCCAGGCAAUUGCUCGGUCUCACGUCCUCAAGAGCUUGCAUCUAAGCGGUGCAAUCUGGGACCGUCUAGGCUUCCUACCACCAGGAAUGUGGCAGGCCAAGGGACGAUAUCGUAUGGCGUAUCUAGAGGGUGAUGACAGAAAUAUCGUCGAAGAUGGUGGACCCAUGGGACUGCACUACGAGGAACUCAGAAUUGCAUGCGCAGAACGAGGCAUUGACACACUCGGGAAAAGCGAGACUGAGUUGCGGGGGUGGCUCGGCGACUGGCUGCGUCUGACAGCCUCCGACGAUAUCGAUGAAAGGAGGCGACGCAUGGCAGUGUUGUUCCUGACCAGACCAGAGAAUUGGCCUCAGCAUAGAGAUUUUGGCGUGCCUGAAUGGCAACUAUGAAAUGUAAUGUAGCAUAUGAAGUUAGGAACAAUACAAAGGACCAAAGGGAGCAGUCAAUUGAUGUUGUCGCGUGUAAAUAUUAACUACUUGACCAUACGCUUUUGAGUGACUGGUCCCAGCUGUUUGGAACGACUUGGUUUGAAAUCGCCAACAGUAUCUUGGCUGGUGGGUUAGUAGCCAAGUCGACAAUGCGCCCAUAGAGUAUAUGUAUUAAGGGAAAAGGACUAUAUGGAUCUGUACCUACCUGUAUACGGAGUAAGAAUGAAUCUCAAGUAUCAUUCUAAAAAGCAUGUCAUAA
Molecule: messenger RNA, 1450 nt
Organism: Fusarium verticillioides 7600
Lineage: Eukaryota; Fungi; Ascomycota; Sordariomycetes; Hypocreales; Nectriaceae
Exons: 2
Coding region: 124-1152 (342 amino acids)
Molecular function (GO): ribosome binding
Source: RefSeq, a predicted model, not a curated record